This is a messenger RNA of Prorocentrum cordatum, 621 nucleotides long. The record is from the annotation of a GenBank genome assembly. NCBI's taxonomy places the organism in Eukaryota, Dinophyceae, Prorocentrales, Prorocentraceae.
GCUGCCAAUGGCCCGAUCUUCAAGACACUGGGCGCGCUGCGCCAACGGAUUGCAGGGCAGACACAGGUCGUUGACCAGGAGAUCACGUCUACGAUGCGCCCCCAGCUGGACCAGCUCGCCAGGAGGUUCCAGAUGCAGCAAGAUGCGAUCACCAAACGAGUCUCGGAGUCGCAUACCCUUGGAGAACACGAGCGACAGAUCUUGGCGCUGCAGAAGGAGAUCACCGACAUGCGCAAGCAGGUUGCGCUGGACAUGGCUGCCCCCGCGAAGCCGUUCAUCUCCCCUGGUUUUGAUCGCGAGGUGGGCCCGGCCCAGGUUGCGGCGGCGGCGGCGAAGAUGGUAGGGCUCCAAGGCGUCCACGAUGAGAUCGGCACCUUCCUCUCGGAGAUGGACUUCAGCGAGGAUGACUACGACAUCAACGCGCUCGCCCCCCUGCCAGCCAAGGAGUUCUCGAUCGCCUUCAAGGGCGCCGCGGGCUCGGGGGCCGAUCCUGCUCGUCUGCGCCUCGGCCCUGACAAGAGCCCCAAGCAAGUGCGCGCCAAGAUCUUCCCGCGUAAGAUCCGCAACAUCUACGGCGACACCUUCCCCCAGCGCCGCUGGUUCGUGGGCCGCGAGAGGGGC